AUGCCACUCCUACCAGUUAAAUGGAAUCGGGGCAACCUCUCUUAUGGCAAAUCUGUUUCCUUAGAAUCGAAUUUCGACCGAAGGACUCAAUUGAGAUGGCUUCGUUUACAAGAUAACUAUCAAUCUAUCAAUAUUAGUUCACUAUUGAUCACAUCUCACAACUUUACUAGAAAAAAACUUAUCUACAAAUGUGAAGCAGUCUGUGGUGGUCUAGGAGAUCGUUUUCGUGGAAUUGUCACAUGUUUUAUACUAGCACUGGUUUCUGAUCGACAAUUUAUGAUUGAAAUAACUAAUGCAUUUGAUGUCAAAAAUUAUUUAUUACCGAAAAUGUACAAUUGGACAACUAAUAAUAAAUCAUUGAAUUCAAAUGUCUCUCGUAAAAUUAUCCAUUCUAUUAAUAGUGAUCCCAGUUUACAAAAUGAAAUUCGAAAUACAAAUUUUAUUGAGACAUGGUCGAAAUACGAUAUCAUCGAUAUAUAUACAAAUAUCGAUUAUGUUUCUGACAUAUUUCAAAAUUCUCUUGUUCAAAAGAAUAAGAUAAUGAAAAUGUUUUUGGAUAAUUUACCGAUGGAACAAUUGACUCUACAUAAUUUGUUUCCUUUAUUCUUCGAAAUUCUCUUUCAACCAAAUCUAGAGAUUGUUAAUGCAUUAGAACCAAUUCUUCAGAUUAUUGAAAAUGGCUAUACACUUACUUGCAUACACUUGCGUAUGGGAAAGAAUCCAUCCAAUCCGUUAGAUGCAGUGUUCCAAGGCCGAGCUUCAGCUGUAAAUGAUAUAUUAGAUUAUUUGAAUAGAACAAAAUUACGAAGCAAGCAAAAUACACGAAUAUUUGUUGCGAGUGAUUCUCAACAAGCUUUAUCAAAUGUGUUUGCUCAAUUUCAAAACCAAAUGAUAUUAGUACCUGGUCCGAUUCUUCAUAUUGAUCAACUAACGAAUACUGUAAAUGUUUCUCAUGGAUUUCUUAAACUACUUGUUGAAUUUUACUUGCUGGGAGAAUGUGAUACAAGUAUUUUGACACCUAGUGGCUUGUCUGGAUUAGCUAAUCGACGACGAAUAGAUCCAUACCAUAAUCUAUUUAAAUACGAUGACUUGAAUCGACGUAUUGAACGAUGCCACGACGUUUACGAAUAUGAAAACCCACCAAAAUCCUCAAGUGUUCUAUUGUAUUGUAGAGUAGUUUUUAAUUGUUCUUCUCGCCAAUUAUAA
Messenger RNA from Rotaria socialis, 1206 nucleotides. NCBI's taxonomy places the organism in Eukaryota, Metazoa, Rotifera, Eurotatoria, Philodinida, Philodinidae. The record is from the annotation of a GenBank genome assembly.